AUGGUUAUUUUUAGUAUUCCAAAAUAUAUCUUCAGAGUGAUUCAUAUAUUUGCAGGAUGCUUUAUUCUUGGAAAUGCAUUUGCAGAUCUCAUAUGAGACGAAAGAGACCAAGACAGCUAUACCAUUAUGAAGCUCCUCUGCGUAAUUUUUUUAUUAAUUUCUGGAGCUGCUAAUUUCAUGCCAAACGAAAUUUUUGAUGUUGAUAAAAAUAUUCUUUGGGUGAAACUUAUCCUCGUAAAAAUUGUUCUUUGGCUAUUUUAUUUGCCUUACUUCUGGGCUUGCUUAAUUGGUUUAUUCUCUCCUUCAGCGAUUAUUGAAGUUAUUUUAGCUGUUAUAAUCAUUCUAAUAAGCAGUUUUGCAAAAACAGUGAGAGAAGGGGAUGUCAAGAUCCCUGAAGAGAUAGCAAAUUUAAGGGAUUAA
Molecule: messenger RNA, 420 nt
Organism: Blepharisma stoltei
Lineage: Eukaryota; Ciliophora; Heterotrichea; Heterotrichida; Blepharismidae
Source: the annotation of a GenBank genome assembly